Messenger RNA from Cygnus atratus (black swan), 3325 nucleotides. RefSeq names its product ChaC glutathione specific gamma-glutamylcyclotransferase 1 (gene CHAC1). The record is from RefSeq and is a predicted model, not a curated record. Gene Ontology annotation, molecular function: glutathione specific gamma-glutamylcyclotransferase activity; gamma-glutamylcyclotransferase activity. The transcript has 3 exons. The coding region runs from base 14 to 718 and encodes 234 amino acids. Gene Ontology annotation, cellular component: cytoplasm. Lineage: Eukaryota; Metazoa; Chordata; Aves; Anseriformes; Anatidae. Gene Ontology annotation, biological process: glutathione catabolic process.
GCCCGGCGCAGCCAUGAAGCGGGACCCGCAGCGCCCUCAGGAGUGCCCCGGCCGGCCCCAGGGGCAGCCCGAGCCCCCUCCUUCGUCCCCCCCUUCGUGCUCCCCGGAGCCGCCGCUGUGGAUCUUCGGGUACGGCUCGCUGGUGUGGAGGCCGGGCUUCGAGUUCACGUCGCGCAAGGUGGGCUUCAUCCGCGGCUACAGCCGGCGCUUCUGGCAGGGAGACACCUUCCACCGCGGCAGCGAGAAGGCGCCCGGCCGGGUGGUGACACUGAUGGAGGAUGGCGGGGCGUGCACGUGGGGUGUCGCCUAUGAGGUCUGCGGGGAGCAGAUUGCUGCAUCGCUCCAGUAUCUGAACAUGCGAGAGGCUGUCCUGGGGGGCUACGACACCAAGCUGGUGAAGUUUCACCCGCAGGACAAGGAUGCAGAGGAACCCAUCCAGGCUCUUGUUUACAUUGCGACCCCCCAGAACCCGUCCUACCUCGGCCCAGCGUCUGAAGAAGACAUUGCAGCACAAAUCAUGGCCUCAAGUGGUUGUGCUGGCCACAACAUAGAGUACUUGCUGAGACUGGCAGACUUCAUGCGCUACUUCUGUCCUCAAGCAGAGGAUAAACAUCUCUUCUCCAUCGAAGAGGCUCUUAUUUCUAUCCUCCCCUGCAUGUGCCACACAGAGGAGUCCCUAGAAGAAACUUCAAGUGUCCCUCAGAAGACCAAGAGCUGAAAUGAAAACGUCUUGCAGGGUUUCAGUGGAAGGGACAUAAGGAAAAAACAAUAGGGACAGUCUUAACUCUGAAAAAUAUACCAGACUGAGUGAAUGAAGGGAAAACUAGCAAGUAGGUGGGGAGGGAGGAAGUGGAGGGGCUGUAAAACAUGUUUGCUGUAGGACUUGCAAUUAGGACCUGUUACACUCCUUACUUGUAGCACCAAGACAGUCAUUGCUGCUUUCCAGGUGGGAAGCAGGGGUCUUGGCUGGAACUUUGCUCUAAGACUUGCUUUUGGGGGUCAAACCAGAAGCAUUCAUCUUCUUAAGAGGGGAAAGAGGCUCAUUGACUUUGCACUUUUUUUUAACUUUGAAGACUAGUUGAGCAGGACUUGACUGGGUUUUAGCAGUAUAUAUGCAAUUCUACCUCAGGCAAAAAGCUGUUUGUGUCGUGGUGACUUGGGCAGGUUCUGCCAAAUUCCCCCCCCCUCCAGUGCAAUAUUAAGUGAACCUUGCCUUAAGUGGCCUCUGUAGGCUCUUGUGAAUCCUACUUCCUUAUGUUGUAAAGGAUCACACUAAUGCACUUAUUUUUCUAAACUGUUGUGUUGUAUUUAUUUAUGUUGCAUAUCCCCUUAGGAGAUGUCUGAACUGCCUGCUUAUGUGCCACUGUGUGUGUAGUCCCCAUUCAACCUUGCAAUUGUGCCUUUUAGUUUUAGAUCAGUUUUAUGAGGAGCUGUGCCUGCUUUAAUGACAGAAGCUUUUCUCCAAGCUUCACUGACCUUGUGCUGCUACAAACUUAACUGACUCCAUAAGAAAUGGUCCUGUCUACAUAGGAAUUCUGUACUGUCUGGAGGAAAGCUGCCUGGAUGCAGCAGCACUUUAACUAGCCCUGUAUUAGAUAAGCCUCUUCUGCUUCAGGGUAACAUGGGUUUCUGGAGAAGCAUUUGAGGGUUCUAGUUCCACAUCUAGAACUGAGUCUGUCUGGUGCAUCCUUACUUCACUGCAAAGGACCGUCACCAAGCAUACUUGCAAGCUUGGGAGUUCCUGAAAUGCCUGCUCUAUCACGUGAAGCAGAGGUACUGCUGCAAGCUCAGACUUCUCAGCUUUAAACGUACUAACAGCUUUAAGCUUUAAAAUCCAUAGUAUUUCGAAAGAAAACUGCUGCUACUACAACUAGCAAGAGAGCUGACCUCUGGGAUGUUUGACUUCUCCCAAAUACUGUUGUUUUUUUUUAAUAAAAAUAGGAAAUGUUUAUAUUACUGUGGCUUAUAUGUAUGAACUGAUGAUGUGCCCAGUAAUAAACUGACAAAGUAAAUGACUUUUGUACUUUUUUUUUUCAAUUAGUGAUUUCAAAUUGAUCCUUACUUUUAAUGUACUUGGCUCUUUUUUGUUUUUUAGACUUAGCUGGUAAUGCUGCUGUAGCUCCCCCCUUUUUUUUUUUUAAGUCUCAUUUCUGAGCAGCUUCCCUCAGCUGGACCUACCAGAAGAUGUACCUUUUGAAUCUUUCCCUUUAAGAAAAGUGGGUUCAGUCAUUUUCUCUUCUCAGCUUCCAGCUCUUGGUGACUCUGGAGUACUAGUGCUGACAACAAACAAGCCAGCCCUCCUGACUGUACAGAGCAGGCACAGAAAUGUAAUGCUCCCUUGGCAGGACAAGGGCCUUUUGCCUGAGUUGAACUUACCCUUGCUGUUUCCAAGAAGUAAUAGUGCAAUGACAAGAAUCUGCCACCCCCAGAUGGCUCUGCUGACUGCAGUGGAGGAGAGGUGUUUUUGUUUUUUUUUUUUUCCCUUGUGUUGUGCACAGUUGCUGCAUACAGGGGUAAUGGGCAGCUGCCCUUCUGCCUGAUUUCUCUUGUUACCAGCUGCUUCAGCACUCAUAGAUUACAGUAUAUACCUGUACUGCCUGUCUCAAGACAGGAGUGAGGGAGUGAAAACUAAUUGAAACAACUUAAUUUACCACUAAUUAAAGGCAGGUGCAUGUUUCAGGGGGAAUAGUCUAUAGAGAGAACUACACUUUCCCUGUUCCACGGAUGCUCUCACUUCAACUGAGCAGCUGCAUCUUCCCCCCUGGGGUGCAGCUGCAGAAGAGCAGAGUCAGCCCUCAGCUGAGAGUAGGUAGCAGAAAGCCUGCUCUCACCUCUGCUGCUGCCAGCGGUGCCCUUGUUAUGUGACCUUGCUGCUUUGAGCAACAUUCUCUGUUUGGGACCAUAAGACAGCUUUGCAAUAACUCCUAAUGCCUUUCUGGAGAUGCUUACAUGUACAGCUGGGGAUGUCCUGUGAGAGAAAGUGGUACUGCAGCUGAGGGGUAUUUUUAUUUUUAAGUCAGUCCUUUGGGGAGAAAUCCCCCCAUUCUCACUCCCAGCUGCAAUAUUCCUGGCUCUUAAUUGCUUUGGUCCUCACCAUGAUGGUCUGAAAGCUCAUUCCUUCCCUGGCUUUUCAGCCUCUCUGGCUUGCUGAAGCCAAGUGGAAAAUUAAAGUGUUAAAGGAAUUAACUUAAUUUGCAUGGAAAUGCUCCCAUAUUAGUACAAGACUGGGGUCAGAUAUCAAAAUAUCUCCACCUAAAACAAAAAAAAUCUUCACACCUUUCAAGUUUUCAGAUCCACAAUCAUUGCAGACAGGAAUUAAUAGCAG